CAAUUGAGCCGGUUGAGAGUGUCUACGCCCCGGAAAAUGUCUCCUCGGGUGUUGAUUGUGGUGGUCACUACUCUACUGAUGGUCAGCGUUCUGACGAAUGCUGCUGGCAGUUAUCCGAGGACAGUCCACAUCACCAAGCGCAGGUGUAUGACCCAGGUGUUACGGCAAAAGUGGAUAUGGAGGAGAGUGAGUGAACCGUGUCAGAGCUGGCGGAGCUCCGGAGCAGGACUCUACUCCAGGUGGAGUCGUGGCCAUGGCGAUUCCCGAAACUGGUGCUUUCGUCGCAUAAAGGUACUCGUGUCCCGGGUUAUCAGUUUCAUUCACUGCUGUCCGGGUUGGGCCAGUAAUUUUUGGGGCCGAUGUAAAAUCCGUGUCCCGCUGAACGAUUGCCAUGGCGGUUGCGAAAACAAUGGCACAUGUAUUGCUGCCACGGACACGUGUACAUGUUUGCCAGGGUUUUCGGGUGAACGAUGCGAACAAGCUCUGUGUAACCCGGGUUGUGAGAAUGGAGGCAUCUGCGUUGUCGUGAACGGAACCGCACAAUGUAAAUGUACACGAUCCUUCACGGGACCCGCCUGCGAUCAAGCUAUUUGUGAAGAAGGCUGUGAGAAUGGCGGGAACUGUUCGGCUAUUGGCACGACAGCCAUGUGUUGGUGUCGUCAAGGGUUUGUUGGGAAACGAUGCGAACAUGUUCUCAAGGAAGGGGACUGUCCUCCUAGGACGAUAGCUCACAACUGCUCGUUAGAGGCGGAGUGUGAGUUCGAUCAUCAAUGUGCCGGUCAGCGGAAAUGUUGUAAGAGACCAAAUUGUGGGACAGGGAUUUGUACGGAACCCGCUCCACGGGGCUGUCGCUUCAGAAAUGAAGUGAUCGGUUUAAGGGAGAAAUUCCGUCCAGAGCCUUGUAAAGUCUGCACUUGUUUGCACCCUGACCCCACGGAAGCCUACGGGGGAGCGAUCUGCACCAACAUCACAUGUCCGCGAAUUCCGUCCGGGUUCCGAAGGUGUAAGCGUCAGACAAGGGGAGAUAACCAGUGUUGUAAAGUUUGCAAAGAACCUGAAAACCAAAGACCUUCGAAUAUCACAGCCCCGGUUUUUGAGAACUGCCCUGAAGGUAUGAUUGUUGAUCUCCCCAAAACUGGAAGGACGGCAUUGGUUCCUCGAAAGCUGAAAGCCGUUGACAUGCAAGGACAGACGUUAGAAGUCCGUUACUCUAACCUGUCACUGACUUUUAACAGCAACAUAGACAAAAACCUUCAUCUGAUCCUAGCCACAGCCGCGGACCAGUGGGAACAGAUUAUCGAGUGUUCCUUUAUUGUCAGGAUUAAAGAUCCCCAUCCACCCGUAUUUAUAAACUGUCCGACUGAUGUAGGACCUUUACCUGGACCGACCGCUAGCUGGCCCCCCCCAACCGCCAGAGAUAACAUCGCUCUGCAGGCUGGGAGUCCUGAUAGUGACUUUACUCCUGGGCAAGCAUUCCCUGUGGGUAAAACCUUAGUCACCUACACUGCCGAGGAUCUGGAAGGAAAUGAGGAAAUGUGUCAGUUUUUCGUUACCAUUUUACCGCAACUAGCGACAACUGUUUCAUCAUCGGUUGGCGACGGAGACGCGAUGCGGAGCGGACAAAAGGAGAAAAGUGUCACCACAGAUCACACCCUCUUCAUAUACAUCGGACUGGGGAUUUUGGCACUUCUGCUUUUGCUAGGAAUGGGCUUGUUUUGUUUCCUCAGACGACGUCGCCGUUCACAGGAGACCGUGGUCUACACUUGUAAAGACGAGCCCCCGCCGCCCUACGCUGCUGUUGUCCAAAAACCCGCGCUGACUUAUUACAAAAAUAUGGCUGCACUUCAACCUACCGAUUCCUUUGACAACCCAAUUUAUUCGAGAGACGACGCGCAUGCCUACCAGCAACAAAACAGUGAGAACCACGUCACAGAUGUUGUGCGUUAAUGGUUAUACUGAUCGACCUUAAAGUGAAAUAAAAAAGGUUUGCUUUAAAAUCGGACAAAAAUGGUUCCAUGUGUCAUUAAAAUGAGAGCUUUUACAUGUGGUUAGACAUACUCCUGAUCACCGGAGUUCAAUCUGUUGUGUUUCUGCUUACCUGUCAGCUGGUGUGAAUAUAACAAAUAUCUGUUAUAUUCAUCCCAGCUGUCAGUAAGUGACAUGACCUUUGAUGAGGGUGGGGGUGUUGAGGUGAGUGAGAUGGGGGUGGUGUGGUGGGGUGCGGGUAGUGUGGAUCUAAGAAAUAGGGUACACGGGUUUUCCAUGGUGCUUAAUGUGCUGUGUUGAAGACAAAAUGAUGACUCUUGAUGGUCAAAAGACAGGUCUUUACUAGGACUAUACCCAUUUUCUUACUCCGACUCUUACUCUCAAUAAUUUCAAAAUGGAAUUGUCGUGGCAACUGUUCAAGCUAGAUUUUCUUAAGGAUUUAAGAAUAAGUAUUCUUAAGAAUACCAAAUUCUGUAAGCAUUCCGUUCUUUGUAUUCAUAACCAUGGUUUUAAAGGAAACAAUAUAUUGUUACAAUUAUUUUGUGAAUGAGAAAAUUUACCUUUCAUGCUAUAAAGUGCAUCUCGGAAUAUGACUUUGAUUUGUAUUAAUUGUAUAUUGAUUGUGUAUACAUAUAUUUAAUUUUGCGUUUGUGAUAUUCAGCUAAACCGGUAAUAACAAGAAACUCGACUUUUGUUUUGUUUAUAAUUUUUGCUAUAUAUGUCGUAACACACAAUUUGUACUAAUAAUGACGAGUAUAUCUGAUAUGAAAUGUAAAAAAACCCCUUUCAUAGAAUGGAACCAUGCAACCUUCUUCUGGAAAGGUGGUAACUUUAAAAUCACUUCAUCUUUCAACCUAAAAGCCAUUUACGCGUUUCUUUAAGUUGCAUACAGUUUUCUAAAAUAUCAUUAUGUCUCAUGUUUCCAGGGGUUAUUACUUAGUUUUAUGAAAAGAAUGUUAACGUUAUUUGCAUAGCACUGCAUUUGGCACGCUACAUCAUGUACUUUUUAAAAAUUAUAUACUGACUAAGGCCAUAUAAGUUUGAUAAUACAAUUAUGUUUCCAAAGAUAAACAAAAAAAAAUAACCUGUCUGUAUCUAAGGAGAAGUGUCUCUCCCUCCUGUUUACUGUUACAUUUAUGUGCUUUAUAUAUGUAAACUAUUUCUAUGUGGUAGACAAAGCUGUCAGAUACACAAAUGCAUGUACAACGCAAUAAGCAAGGCCCUUUUGUUAUGUUUACAUACAUUUGCUUGUUAUAUUUUCUACGUUAACCUUUAAAUUUGUAGGUAUUAUACCCUUUAUAGCAGUUUUAUUUUCGAGGUCUUUUGUUUAAGGUUUGUGUGUUUGUUAAUAUAUAUAGCUUUCAUGGCAUUUGCAUUCAGAUAUCACAUGUUUUCAACUCGCUAAAUGAUUUUUUAAGCUUGAUAAACUGCAACUCUAACCUGCAUGGGCAAAAACGCUGCAAUGUAAGAUGCCUUUGGAUGAAUUUGUUAAACAGUAUGUUGUGAAAUUUUACUGUUAUAAUUGCUACUCAUGUAAACGGAAGUUGUCAUCGUUAUUAAGAAAAGCAUGAAUGAUUUUUGUAGUAUUAUUCAUUUGAUGAUUGUAAAUAAACAUCUAAGCUUCCAACUUUUAGGAUUUUAGAAUUAAUUCAACAUUUUGUGAUGUUAUACUAAUCUUUUUGAAUAGUGUGUUUUGUUGUAUAGUUCUCAGUGAAACAAUCACUUUGCUGAUGUUCCAAGUCAAGUCAGACAUUAGAUUUAACGCUGAAAAUAUUUGUACUUCCUCGCCUGUCGUUAUCAACGUAAAAAAAUACACCAGGAGAUAGUCAAGCCGGUAUCAGUCUACCUUGCUUGAGUGUGGUGUCAUUUCUGGUGUCUUUGUCAUAGCGCUUCAGUACAGUUCCGUCGACAAAGGAAUUAUACCUUCAUGAUAGAAAUGGAAUAUUGCUAAAAUCUCAGUCAAAUUCCUAUGCAACAAAGAAACAAACAUUGCAAAUUUUGACAUUUUUGAACGUUUCAUGUAUAGGAAUCCAUUCUAUAUUAGCUUCAGGUCGUUACUUCAGCGGUCAGCACUGGAUAUUUUCAAAAUUAGCCAAUCAUUGUUAAGGUUUUCCGAAGAACGAGGCAAGAAUGAAACGUAUAAAAAUGAGACCAAUCUCAUGUAGUUAACCGAGGACUACUGGAAAA
Liolophura sinensis is the source of this 4173-nucleotide messenger RNA. Its product is annotated as sushi, von Willebrand factor type A, EGF and pentraxin domain-containing protein 1-like. Gene Ontology annotation, cellular component: extracellular region. Gene Ontology annotation, molecular function: peptidase inhibitor activity; protein binding. The coding region runs from base 37 to 1947 and encodes 636 amino acids. The transcript has 12 exons. The record is from RefSeq and is a predicted model, not a curated record. Lineage: Eukaryota; Metazoa; Mollusca; Polyplacophora; Chitonida; Chitonidae.